GCGGCCGCGGCGGCGGCGGCCCAGGAGCGGCGCCGGGAGCAGCUGCGGCGCUGGGAGGAGGCGGUGGCGGCGGCGGCGGCCGCGAACCCUCCGGUACCGGCGGGGCCGCCGCGGCCCCCGCAGGUCCGCUUCGAGCGCGCGGCCGAGUUCCGAGCGGUGUGCGCAGGCGCGGAGCUGGCGGAGGCGCGCGCCAUGGUGCGCGCGGGGGGGCGCGCGCUGCUGGGCGGGGCCAACGCCGACGGCAUCAGCGCGCUGCACCAGGCCUGCAUCGACGAGAACAUGGAGGUGGUGCAGUUCCUGGUGGAGAGCGGGGCCGACGUCAACCAGGCCGACAACGAGGGCUGGACCCCCCUGCACGUGGCCGCCGCCUGCGGCUGCCGCCACAUCGCCCAGUACCUCCUGGAGCACGGGGCGGACGCGGCGGCCGUGACGAGCGACCUGGAGCUGCCGCUGGAGGUGGCCGAGGACGAAGGGCUGGAGGAGCUGCUGAGGGCGGAGCUGGAGCGCAGGGGCGUGGACAUCGUGGCCGCCAAGCGUGCGGAGGAGGAGCGGAUGCUGCGGGACACGCGGCUCUGGCUGGACUCGGGGCAGCUCCGGGACUGCCCCCACCCGGCCACCGGGGCCAGCGCCCUGCACGUGGCGGCCGCCAAGGGCUACAUCGAGGUCAUGAGGCUGCUGCUGGCGGCCGGGUACGACCCCGACGUGCGGGACAAGGACGGGUGGACCCCCCUGCACGCGGCGGCGCACUGGGGGGUGGAGGAGGCCUGUCGGCUGCUGGCCGAGCACCUGUGCGACAUGGCCCCCAGGAACAACGUGGGCCAGCGCCCCUGUGACCUGGCGGACGAGGAGACCCUUCCCCUGCUGGAGGAGCUGCAGCGGCGCCAGCACCACCUGCGCAGCCAGAAGGACCGAGGCUCCUCCCCGCCGGACCCUGACGGAGCCCCCAGCCUGCUGGGGGGCAAACACCGACGAGCUCCGUGUCGCCGCAGCUUCCGGGAGAAGCUCUCGGUGCAGGACCAGGCCAAGGAGAGUGCAGACCCUCCCUCCCCAGACCCUCCUGCAGCACCGCCAGCCAAAAACCACGCCCUCAAUGGCCCCUCCCUGCACGGGUCGGGCAGUUUGGGGGCCUUGCCCACCCUCCGAGGCCACGCCCCCGCCAAGGCCACGCCCCCGUGCGCCGCUCCGCCUCCCUCCCCGCGCCUGCAGGCCCCCGCCCACCGUUUCGGGCCCCACGUGCCCCUCCCCAGCGCCCCCGGCCCCCGCCAGCGCCGGACCCGGGGCCCCCGGAGCCGCCGAGCCCGGCCGCGUAGAUCGGAGCUGAAGGCAGCGGAGCAGGUGAUUGGCCGCGCCGGGGAGGGGCGGGGCCCCGAGCAGCCAAUCAGAGACGAGGGGAGGCGGGACCCAGCGGGCCCCGCGGCCCCCCGACCCCCCGUGCAAGUGAACAAAGGUGGGUGCCCCCGGGCUCAGAGACCCAACGGACCCCAGGGCCUCCUCCCACAAAGCCGCCCCCAGCCCCCAAUGGGCUGCGACCCCCAGCUCAGCCCUGCCUUCGACUACCAGCAGCUGUUCCAGGAGCUUUGGGUGGAGAACGAGCGGAUUCGGGAGCAGCUGCAGGAGGCGGAGCUGGCGCUGACCCAGACCCGCCUGGAGCUCGAGAGGGUCACCCAGCGCCAGGAGCGCGGCGCGGGCCCGGCCCGGCUGGAGCUGGAGAGAUUCGAGCGCCGGGCGCUGGAGCUGAAGGCGGCUGAGCUGGAGGAGGAGCUGAAGGCUCUGUCGGAUCUCCGGCCGGCCAACCAGCGGCUCGAGGACGAGAAGCAGGCGCUGAUCCGGGUCAUCAGCAAACUGUCCAAGUGA
Messenger RNA from Myiozetetes cayanensis, 1854 nucleotides. It is a transcript of the gene PPP1R12C, whose product is annotated as protein phosphatase 1 regulatory subunit 12C. Gene Ontology annotation, cellular component: cytoplasm. The record is from RefSeq and is a predicted model, not a curated record. Gene Ontology annotation, molecular function: enzyme inhibitor activity; phosphatase regulator activity; protein kinase binding. Lineage: Eukaryota; Metazoa; Chordata; Aves; Passeriformes; Tyrannidae.